GGCAGGAUGGUCCUUUCGGAAAAAACGGACGUUGGCGAUAUCAAGGAAGGGGCGGCCAAAUGGCAGAAAUGAUGUCAGGAGAAGAGAGGAGAAGAGAAAGAAAUAAUAGAAUAGAAGACUCAGGAGAGAGAGACAUGAAAGUGGGAUGAGAGAAGAGAGAGAGGACAAACAGAGAGAGGGGGAAAGGGUAUUGCUGAGGUCUGACACAGCCACCACCACCCAUUGACGACCGCCACGCCACCCUCUUGGGCCGCGCUGCCGCCGCCGCUGAAUUCAGCAUCUCCCUGUUGGUCCUUCACUUUUGCUCCUUCGUUUUUCUUUCCCCUCCCUUCCCCCUCUUCUUCUUCUUCUUCUUCUUCUUCUUCUUCUUCUUCUUUUCAAUUUUCUGUUUCUGUUGGUGAUUCUUUGGAAUGAUGAUAUGAUCAGUCGAAUCGUGUGAAUUCCGAAGUGGGGUGGGUGAAUUGAUUGGUGUAUUGGCUAUUUCACGUAUAGGAGGGGUCGUCUGGGUCGUCUGACGGAAGAAAUGAACUGGGGUUUCAGUUGUUUAUUCUCCCAUUAUCCUCUGGGUUGGUGAGAUGGGACGGAACCUAAACAAGCCCAUUUCUUUAUGGUCACUGUACUUUCACUGAACUGGUUUCCCCGAAAUCUCUUCCCCGGAUUGAGACCUCUCCUUUGUGGACUUUGUCUACGUGCAAUAACCCGUACACCUCCUCUCCCUCUUUCCCUUAUGAAGUUGCAGAAGAAUUAAAUAAAUAAAUAAGCAGAGUGGAAACCUGGUUUUGUGGUGUGGGUAGGUGGGAGCGAAUCUGCAUGCACAAGGUAACCAUCGCCGUUGUUUUCGACCCUGUGUCCAUUCUCCAAACCUAGAGAGGGACACGUUGGUCCCAGACGCAAACCAAAAACUGAAACGCCUCGCAAUUCAGUAGUUUUCAGAACCUGCAUGCACCAUUAUAAAGGGUAGAAGAGGUGAAGAAACCCAAACUAGAAACAAGAUAGACCAGUUCGAGAGAGGGAGAGAGAUGCAGCAAGAUAGAGAUAAAGGAGGAGGAUUGGAAGACGUGGAUCCUCCAGAUCGGCGAUUGAAGCCAGCGCAAUCCGAGAAUCAACAGCAGCAGCUACCUCAGAAAUGUCCUCGAUGUGAUUCUAUCAACACCAAGUUCUGCUAUUACAACAAUUACAGCCUUUCUCAGCCUCGCUACUUCUGCAAAACUUGUCGAAGGUACUGGACUCAAGGUGGAACUCUAAGGAACGUCCCCGUCGGCGGUGGUUGCCGGAAGACUAAGCGCAAACCAUCCGCUUCUGGCGACAAUUCGCGCUCUCAGUUACCAACCCAACAACAGCAACAAAAUUUAGCCGCACCGCCGCCAAACAUCAUAUCUACAAAUUCUGGUGUAGCCGUGGGGCCAGCUCUGAGGAUUGCAGAACCAGCCAACUUAUCUCCGGCACCAGCACCUGCAUCUGCACCGACGCUUUCUUCUGUCAACCCUUACUAUCCUGCUGGGGCUUUCUUAUCCUCUUUACCAGCGAUGCGUCCUCUCAACCAGCCACAGCCACAGCCCUUCAAUCAACCAGUCAACGUGGGUCGCGAUUUUGGAGGUUCUAAUUUGGCUAUUUUACAGGGAUUCAAUGUUCCUUCUUUGGGCUCACAACAGCAGCAGCGUCAGCAGGCAGAAUUCUACCAGAUGGGUAAUAGAGACAGGAACAUAGAAAGCUUGUAUGGUUCUGGAGAAGACUUGAUUCAAUCAAGCAGGCCUACUGGACAUCAGAAUAAUUGGCAUCAGACUUUCAUCAACCCUACCGCUCCAGACUCCAACCUUUGGAGUAUCGGCGGUAGCAGCAACAACAACAGCAACGCCGCUAGCUCGUCCUUCAAUCAAAAUCACUGGGCUGAUCUGCAGGGAUAUGGCCCUCCUCCAUGAUAUUCUUCAGCCUUGUCAAUCUCUCGAGCUCUAGCUAGCCAACAGACAGCAUAAUUUUCUGGACUUUUUUCUUCUUCUUUUUUUUACACACAUAACUAUUGAGUACCUGCACCUUUACCUGGUUUGCUUGAUUACACAGGGUGGCAUAGGGUUUGAUCUGGUUGAUAAAGCAGCGUGAAUUUGAGAGGUUUCUGUUAUGUGGGUAUUCAUGUAAAUGGGGGAAUAGCGGCAACACCCUUUGUUCUUAUCUUCUUAUAGAGAUUUUAUGUGUUGUGUUAGGUUGUUUUGAACUUUUGAUUAAAGUUAUAUGUUUGAGCUUUUGUUUGGUUUGCUUUAA
Messenger RNA from Vitis vinifera (wine grape), 2256 nucleotides. Its product is annotated as dof zinc finger protein DOF5.7. The record is from RefSeq and is a predicted model, not a curated record. The transcript is spliced from 2 exons. Gene Ontology annotation, biological process: regulation of DNA-templated transcription. Gene Ontology annotation, molecular function: DNA binding; DNA-binding transcription factor activity. Lineage: Eukaryota; Viridiplantae; Streptophyta; Magnoliopsida; Vitales; Vitaceae. Bases 1020 to 1919 code for a protein of 299 amino acids.